UUUGCAUAUACUUGAUGCGUGUUUAUAUUUUAUUGCAUAGAAUUUUGCUUGCUUGAACUUGGACUAACUAAGCAAUGCUGAAGGUUGAGAGGACAACAACAGGGCGCGUUUCUGUCCCGUUAGCAUCGCCGCGUCCUUCGGCACAUGUUUUUUAACCCUGUUCGCCAGUGUCCAGUGCCGUUGCGCUUACCCCGCCCGACUCCAAGGCCCGUUGUGAUGUCCGAGACCUACGAGACGGACUCUCAGCUGCUGCAGGUGGGGAGGGGGGCGGCUGGUACCCCCAGCAUCGUCCCGGGACUGCUUCCAGGGCUGCAGAGCGCCGAAGCCAGUGCUCUGCAAAUCAGGAUCAAGAACUCCAUCUGCAAAUCUGUACAGUCCAAAGUGGAAAUUAUUCUGCAAGAUGUUGAGAAGUUCUCAGAUAUUGAAAAACUCUACCUCUACCUCAAGCUGCCUUCUGGUCCCUGCAACACCUCAGAGAAAUGUGACCAGGCUGCCCUUUCUUCAAGUCGCACACAGCAGACACAUGCAUUCAACUGGAUUCGUAAUCAUUUGGAGGAGUUUCCAGAGACUUCUCUUCCAAAGCAAGAAGUCUAUGACGAGUACAAGAGUUUCUGUGACAACCUCAAUUACCACCCUUUGAGUGCUGCAGACUUUGGGAAAAUGAUGAAAAAUGUCUUUCCAAAUAUGAAAGCUCGUCGACUUGGCAUGAGAGGAAAAUCAAAAUAUUGCUACAGUGGUCUAAGGAAGAGACCAGUUGUUCAUGUCCCAUCUUUACCAAGUCUAGAUUUAAACAAACCCGGAGAAGGGUGUGACAUACUUGACUCUCCUGCACACAUGAGUGGCAUAAAAGAAGAAAUGCGCUUUGCAGCUUGUGAUCUUGUCUGUGAAUGGGCCCAAAAAGUGUUAAAACGUCAGUUUGAUGCAGUGGAAGACUUGGCUCGUUUCCUUGUCAGCAGUCACUACAUAAGCAACAAGUCUUUGGCAGCCCUUACUAUAAUGACUGAAACUGCAACAGAGAGGAGGACUCCUCAGUCUCUCUCAGCUUUUGUUCCAGCUGCAGACAUGAACACGUUUCAAUCUCAAGUUACAACACUGUCGCCCCCUUCUGUUGAUGCAAAGCAGCAGCUUCAAAGGAAGAUACAGAGAAAGCAACAAGAAUUGAAACUGCACUCACCAACUCCCGGAGAGGACCCAAACCAACAAGAGACCAUUCUGUGUAAUGAUCCUACCACUCUUUCACCUCAGCCACCUGUAGGCAUAAUGGUAGCAACUGUUCCAAGCCCCAUUAUGACUCAAACGUGUAGGCCAUUAAUUUCCCCAAGCCCAGCUGCUCCAAAGGAGAGCAAAGUACUUCCACUUAAUUUCCACAUGGUAAACCAGUCGAUUUCAACUGUAAAGCAGAGUCUCAAAUCCUCCCAAAAUGUUGCCUUCAGUUCAGCAGGGUCAGGACGACAGCGAUAUCCACAAAUUCUUCCAAAACCAUUAUCUACAUCUACUAUUUCUCUCCGCUCACCUUCAACAAUGAUCCUCGCACACAGCCCAAUCAAAACUGUGAUGACGACCUGCCACGUUAGUCCUGUUAGUUUAGUCAACAUGACAUCAAUAUCUCUGGCACCUAACAGUUAUACUACUACCACCUCUCUCACCAGUGCUACUUUCAGGCCAGCAUCGGCGGGUAUCAGCAGCCCUGCAGAAGAAUGCAGACCUAGUCAAAAAACUAUGAGAAGUGCUUCCACUGUCCCCAUUCUGGGACCUGUGACAAUGCAACAACAGGCUGCAGAUAGCAAUAACAUUGACGUUGAAAUGGAAGUUGAAGCCAUUCAUGAAAGCAGCCAAAGGUGUUUUGCUUAUCCAUCUGGAGAGGCUAAACAGCGUGCUGCCAGUGUACCUAUACCACAAACAAAGAAGCUUUUUGGAGUAGAUGAAAUGGCAUUCAGUAACUGCCACGAGAAGCCUUCUUUAAGCACUGUCACUGUGGCAAACCUCACCAAAAGUAAAAAUAAUCUUGAUCUUGCAACAUUUUCUUCUCACAAUACAAGCCCUUCUUCCUCAAUGAAGAUCAGCAUUACACAAUUACCUGGAGGAAGCAGGAAUAUGUCAUUUGUAAAAGGAAAUGUUAUAUCACCAAAGAACAUAAGGAAACGACCAGGCAUCAGCCCAGACAGCUGUAACAUAUCUCCAAGCAAGCGGUUCUUUGUGCCAAAGCACAUGAUCGAGGGGUCUACUGAUCCUGAAAGUGGUAUAAGAGCUACGCUGACUAACAGACAUGAAAUCCCCACUCGCCCGGAAAGCGCUCCAGUGAGCAGGGAAGUUGAGAUAAAAAUGAAUUCCACUAUGACUUCCCAGAGUUACACCCAUGCUUCCUCUUUAAGAGGCAAUAGCUUUUACUCUUUAGCUAAAACAGAGGGUUCAAUGCAAAGAAAAAAUUCCCUUGUUAUGGAAGGUAUCACUUCACCCAAUCAUGCAUCGCUACAGCAACAUCAAAUACAUAAUGUAAGCCAGCCAGCAAGCAACAUUUCGUUUUCAAAUUCAAGCGAGAGCAUUGAUGGUCCUCAAACAAUCUAUCCUUUGCAAACACACACUGCUACUGAAAAUGUGCACUUUUUUAACCAAGAUAUUUCAACAAAUUCUGUCACCAUGCAACCAGAUAUUGACUAUUUUUCCUUUGAUGAUGAUGUGACACAGGAUAGUAUUGUGGAGGAGUUAGUGCAGAUGGAGGAGCAGAUGAAACUUAACCUCAAAGACUUUGAAAAUUGCCAUUCUCUACAAUGCCAACAACCUGGGAUCCAAGACAACAUGACUGCCACUUAUCAGACCAUGAAUCCUUGUUACCAAGCCACAAGUAAUCAUUGCAACCCCAUUCAAACUCAGACACCCACACCUACACCCACUCCCACGGCAGAAAUGAUUGGAGGAGCCCAAGUCCUACCUGGGGAUAGUCCCUGUUCACGCAUGGCCUCGACAACACCUGUGGACAGUGCCCUUGGGAGUAGCCGUCACACCCCUGUGGGAACUCCACUCUCAAACUGCAGCAGCACUGUCCCGCCCAGUCCAGUUGAGUGCAGGAAUCCUUUUGCAUUUACUCCUAUCAACUCCAACAACACUGCUUUUCAUGAUAACAUCAAUGUUAUGAGCAGCCCCGUAAAGCCCAUGCAGAGACCAAUGGCUACACACCCAGACAAGACUAGACUGGAGUGGAUGAAUAAUAGCUACAACAACAGCAGUAGUAGUAUAACAAAGUCAAAUAGUGGAAUGGGCAUUGUACCUAGCUAUCAAGGAUUAAUAGACAGCCACUUUCAAAAACCUCAUGCUUUUGCUGUUCCACAUGCAAGGCACCAGGAAAACACUUUUGGCCGUUUGACCCCUAUUUCUCCAGUGCAGCAGCAGGUAGCAAGCAUGGCAAAUAUGAGCAAACAGGAGGGCUUUGCUGUGCCUGCUCCUCUUGAUAAUAAAGCCAACGCCCACUCAACAUCUUUUCGAUGUAGGAGUGUAAGUCCUGCUGUACAUCAAAGAAACUUAAGUGUCAAUAUUGGAAAUAGUGCCAUUUCGAACACCCCGCGUUCAGUCCUGUCUCCCUUUAACUCACCUAUAACUCCGGAAGUAUUUAAUUUAUUUUCCAACAAUCAGUCAAAUAUUGCAGUCAGUUGCAUGGCACAAAGAAGUCGUUCUGUGCCACUCAAUGUCAUGAUGCAAACUCAGGAAAUGCCACCACAAGGCCAGCCAUCCAGCACCAAACACCUGGGCACUGUGCUCCUGAACAAGCUGGAGAGGUCUCAUGAUGAGACUAUGCGAGGUCUUGGAAUGAAUAAUUUACCAUCCAGCUACAGUGCCUGCAUGAACCUCAGCCAGAUACUUGAAUCUGACCCGAACAUCUCCUGCAGUGACCACCACCUCUUGUCAUCAGACUCCUCCCAAAACACAGUUAACGAAUCGCCAAUUUUUGACAGCAAUAAAAGCAAUAUACAGUUAACAAGGGCUCAGUCUCAGCAGCAGAUACCAGCAACAAUAAUGCAGGACAAUUUCAGCUGCACUGUCACAGAUCUGGUCCCACAAAACCACAUUACUGCCAGCAGUGUCAAGCAGGACUUAAACACAGGAGCAAACUUCCCCCAUGAACUUAGAAUGACAUCGGAUCUCUCCAGCAGCAUCAACGACCUUGAAACAAACCUUCUAUUUGACCCAAAUCAUCAACAAGAGCAGUAUUUAAGUGAAACUCCAGAUGGACUAGUCAAUACCGCAGUGUAUCAGCAGAUCAGCAGUGACACAGCUCACUCUGGUGGACUGGAGUGGUUUGAGAGUAAAGACCAUUCAGCUGUUGGUCUGAUGGGUUGAACGUAAUUAGUUUUGAUCAUUUUUUGUUAAUUAGUAUUUAUAGUUGUUUGUAAUUUGUAUUGCAUCACAUUUUAAAAGUGUACCAGCCUAAGCUUAAAUUUGUGUCAAUCUGUAUAAAAUGCUGGUCAUUUUAUCAGUGUAGAUCUUGUAAAGCUAUGCAUUUAAAACAACAGUACAUAAUUUGUUUUUUUUAUGGCCAGUAGGUAAAAAGAAAGACUCAGAAUAGCAUUUAAAUCAACCCAUAUGUUGGGUAUCUGCACUUUUAAAACCAUGUAAGUUAAAUUUUGAAGUUUCUUAUGCAAUGAAUUGUAUGCAAGUUUAAAUUCCAAAUCUAUGUCACUUGUUAAAUGCAUCAGAUUUAGACAACGAAUAUGUUCAAAAUGUAGUGUUUGUCAAUAGCAAAAUACCCUGCCUUGCCUGACAAUCCUUAUUGUCCCUUUUUAAAAUGCAAUCUGCACUGUGGAUUUAGACCAAAAUGAUGUCCUAGAGAUAAUUAAUAUGGUAAUAAUAAAAUAAUCAUGUUAAUGUAGUUGAACCCUGCGAACCAAAGAAUAAUGUACAAACGUGCAUUUGCACUGUCAUUGCCAAAUACUGUUGGAAUUGGAAUGGUACAGCUAAUGAGUCAUAACAUGUUACUUUUAAAUUUAAAUGUUGACUCACUUUGUUUGAUUUGUACUCUCUUCUAGUGAAAGCCAUAACACAUGUUAGCUUUAGUGCUUAUACUACCUUUAUUACAUAAACUUGGAUUUGUUUUAGGCCUAGCCUACUGCUUUUACAGUAAGCCACUGUAGCCUAUUUGUACAGACAAAAAUAUAUUUAUUUUUAUGUUAUAAAUCAUAUUUUCAAAAUAAUGUUUGACAAUAAUCAGUAUUUACAAUAACAAUUGGCACUAUGGUUGGUUGGUUAAAAGUAGAGCAAUGGCUAGAUGUUUCUGGUGUUUAUGCAAAUUUAUGCAAUGAAUAGGCUAAAGUCUUCCUGAUUAUUCUGCAUUUUCUUCCGAACUGUUUGUGUGAAAUGUUAUGUUUCCCUUCAUGUUAGUAAUUCAGCAAAACAACAUGGGCUAGGCCUUCUGUAAUCUCAUUUGUAGCCUGGUAUUUUGUUGCUAUGAUCUGUAAAGAUUUAAUUAAGGGUCUUGGUUUCAUGUGUUUUUAAA
This is a messenger RNA of Periophthalmus magnuspinnatus, 5485 nucleotides long. RefSeq names its product DNA-binding protein RFX7-like. The transcript has 9 exons. Bases 145 to 4332 code for a protein of 1395 amino acids. Gene Ontology annotation, biological process: regulation of transcription by RNA polymerase II. Gene Ontology annotation, molecular function: RNA polymerase II cis-regulatory region sequence-specific DNA binding; DNA-binding transcription factor activity, RNA polymerase II-specific. The record is from RefSeq and is a predicted model, not a curated record. Lineage: Eukaryota; Metazoa; Chordata; Actinopteri; Gobiiformes; Gobiidae.